Molecule: messenger RNA, 540 nt
Organism: Gongylonema pulchrum
Lineage: Eukaryota; Metazoa; Nematoda; Chromadorea; Rhabditida; Gongylonematidae
Source: the annotation of a GenBank genome assembly
AUGGUUGGAUCUAAUCAAGACGUUAUCCGUGGUAGCAGUGUGGUACCGAAGGCCACCCCUGAAUACUUCAUAUCAGCUGGUCAAGUGAAGCUGCCGCGACUGGAGCUUAAACCGUUUGACAGGGAUAUUGAGCACUGGAAUGAAUUCUGGUCUGAAUUUCAGAAUGCUGUGGAUCAGCAGUCUAUCCCCAAAGUACAGAAACUGAAUUACCUUCUCAACUGCUUAGAGGGAAAGGCAGCUCAGGAAGUGCAGGGAUAUUUGGUUACGCCUAAAAAUUAUGAUAUAGUCAAGGAAAUCCUGUAUCGUCGGUUUGGAGACAGAACGGUGCUGUUGCGAACGUUUUAUGCGGGGCUUAAGAGUAUCAGGAAAGACCAUGAUUUGAGGAACACGCGCAAGGCAGAAACGUGGAAAACCGAUACGACUAUCGAAAUGACUAUUGAAGAGAAACUUCCAGAUGGGUUAUUGAGAAAGUUUACGAAGCAAAGGAAAAUGAUCCAGCUUGGAGCGCUUACAAGCCUCUUAGAUUACUGGAACAAAUAA